Molecule: messenger RNA, 537 nt
Organism: Botrytis sinoallii
Lineage: Eukaryota; Fungi; Ascomycota; Leotiomycetes; Helotiales; Sclerotiniaceae
Exons: 1
Coding region: 1-537 (178 amino acids)
Source: RefSeq, a predicted model, not a curated record
AUGUGUCGCCACAUGACCAUCACUUACUCCUGCGGAUGCUUGACUAGGUCCGUCGAGGCUUGCCCCCACUCAUUGAGCAUGAAAAUUGCUCCCGAAGACUGCCAAUUCCAUUUCUCGGAGCCAAUCCACAGAGAAGAAAGUGACUGUCUCAGCUGUGUUGUCAGAACCACCCAGCGCAUUCAAAAGAAGCUCGAAAGCAUGCAAUUGAAAGAUUUUCAUGUAGCAAACCUCAAGUUUCCACCAUCUCCAUCUCCACCGCUAUCUCAUCCAAAAUCUUUAGGAACACGAGUCCUCAAGAAACAGGAGAAAGCCAAGGAACUCGAUAGAUCUUAUCAAGUUCCGGUAAGGAGAGAAAGCGGAGAGGAGGAAGAAAAACGAAGAGACGCCCCGUCAAAGUUUCAGUCAACCAUCCAAACUCCACGAGAGAUCGAAGCAGACAUCCAACACCGGAAAGCCAACGACAAAGACCUGUUGCGGAGCCACGCACAAUUCCAGUCGAGGGUGAAGUCGAGUCAUUCACGCCAAAGAAGUUGGUGA